CCGCCGCUCCCGGCCUUCCGACGCUCCCGCCCCCGUUCGGGGACGGUAUAAACUCGAGGGAGCGCCCGCUGGAGAGGAGACUGGCGAGGACUCAGCCGUGCAGGAGCAGCCGGAGAAGCGCCCGACUCUGCCUGCCUCGCUCUGCUCCUGUUCGACCGUCUCUGCUUUCCCCCAAACUUCUCCCUUUUCUGCUCGCCUUCCGACGGCCCCGGAGCCACGAUGGCCGGCCAGAUCUCCCGGAGGAUCGCAGGCGCCCUCCUUCUCCUAGGUGUGCAGCUCUCUCAAGUCAUUCUUGGUACAACUGUGAUCCCAUUAUGUGGCAGAAACAAAACAGAAAACUGCACAACUGCUCUGGUUCAAACAGGAAAUAGUCCACGGAUGGCUAAAGUUCAGAUCAUAGAUUGCAAGUCGGAGAUGAAAAACUACUGCUUGAAUGGCCAGUGCAUAUACGUUGUUGAAUUAGAUCAGCACUCAUGCAGGUGUAAUGCAGGUUAUGUUGGCGUCCGGUGUGGCCACUCCACUUUUGAACUUGUCCAAAAGCCCCUGAGUGACGAAUACUUGGCACUCACAAUACUCUCAGUUUUGUUGUUCCUUGUUGCAAUUUCACUGGCAAUCUACUUCCUCUACAAAUGGUACCAGAACAAGAAGCGGAGACUUACUGCAAGCAAAGAAUACAAAGAAGUUGCUACGGAUACUGAAAAAGACAAUAAGCUGCUUCAUGUGUGAAACAAGAGAUUCCUAGAUGCCUUUUAUUUAAUAUUAUUAAAUACUUAUUUUAUUAAUAAUAUUUAUGCUCUAAGCAACCAAAUUUCAAAGUGAUGCUGGUCAGAGAGAGUACAUGUACAGGUCAAAGGGCUAUUUUUUUUAAAAUAAAUAAUAUUUGUAUUUGUAUUUUAUUUUUUAUUCUAUUUUAUAUCUGUGCAAUGUUUUGGUAAUGUCAUACAGCAUUUUCCUUCAUCAGUAAGUUUGUGAAUAGUUGUACGUGAAUGUAAACACAUAUAUAAUAUGAAAGAAUGUAAUCUUCUCUGCUUGCACUUAAUGCACUUAAAUGCACUGUGAAAUGCAUAAUUUUGUAUUUUUGUCCACUUGAAGAAACUCAGUAUGACUGUAAAGAUUAAAUUUAU
Molecule: messenger RNA, 1124 nt
Organism: Pogona vitticeps (central bearded dragon)
Lineage: Eukaryota; Metazoa; Chordata; Lepidosauria; Squamata; Agamidae
Gene: EREG
Product: epiregulin
Biological process (GO): epidermal growth factor receptor signaling pathway; positive regulation of mitotic nuclear division; positive regulation of cell population proliferation
Molecular function (GO): growth factor activity; epidermal growth factor receptor binding
Source: RefSeq, a predicted model, not a curated record